Messenger RNA from Puma concolor (puma), 3426 nucleotides. RefSeq names its product microtubule associated monooxygenase, calponin and LIM domain containing 2 (gene MICAL2). The record is from RefSeq and is a predicted model, not a curated record. NCBI's taxonomy places the organism in Eukaryota, Metazoa, Chordata, Mammalia, Carnivora, Felidae. Gene Ontology annotation, molecular function: FAD binding; protein binding.
GGUGUUCUCCUGCAUCCUCUCCUCACCACUGCUCUACACGGCUCCUAAAACAUGGGGGAAAACGAGGACGAGAAGCAGACCCAGGCCGGGCAGGUUUUCGAGAACUUUGUCCAGGCUUCUACGUGCAAAGGCACCCUCCAGGCCUUCAACAUCCUCACGCGACACCUGGACCUAGACCCUCUGGACCACAGAAACUUUUAUUCCAAGCUCAAGUCCAAGGUGACCACCUGGAAGGCCAAAGCCCUGUGGUACAAAUUGGACAAGCGUGGAUCCCACAAAGAGUAUAAGCGAGGGAAGUCUUGUAUGAACACCAAGUGUCUCAUUGUUGGGGGAGGACCAUGUGGUUUGCGCACUGCCAUUGAACUUGCCUACCUAGGGGCCAAAGUGGUUGUGGUGGAGAAGAGGGACACCUUCUCCAGGAACAAUGUGCUGCAUCUCUGGCCUUUCACCAUCCAUGACCUACGGGGACUGGGAGCCAAGAAAUUCUACGGGAAGUUCUGCGCUGGCUCCAUUGACCACAUCAGUAUUCGUCAGUUGCAGCUCAUCCUAUUCAAGGUGGCCCUGAUGCUGGGCGUUGAAAUCCAUGUGAAUGUGGAGUUUGUGAAGGUUCUAGAGCCUCCUGAAGAUCAAGAAAAUCAAAAAAUUGGCUGGCGGGCAGAAUUUCUCCCUGCGGACCACGCUCUGUCGGACUUUGAGUUUGACGUCAUCAUUGGCGCUGAUGGCCGCAGGAACACGCUGGAAGGGUUCCGAAGAAAAGAAUUCCGUGGGAAGCUGGCUAUUGCGAUCACCGCCAACUUCAUAAACAGAAACAGCACAGCCGAGGCCAAGGUGGAAGAGAUUAGCGGGGUGGCUUUCAUCUUCAACCAGAAGUUUUUUCAGGACCUUAAAGAAGAAACAGGGAUUGAUCUGGAGAACAUUGUUUACUACAAGGACUGCACCCACUAUUUCGUCAUGACUGCCAAGAAGCAGAGCCUACUCGACAAAGGUGUCAUCAUUAACGACUACAUCGACACGGAGAUGCUGCUGUGUGCGGAGAAUGUGAACCAGGACAACCUGCUUUCCUAUGCCCGUGAGGCUGCAGAUUUCGCCACCAAUUACCAGCUGCCAUCGUUAGACUAUGCUAUGAACCAUUAUGGGCAGCCCGAUGUGGCCAUGUUCGACUUCACCUCCAUGUACGCCUCCGAGAACGCGGCCUUGGUGCGCGAGCGCCAGUCACACCAGCUGCUCGUGGCCCUGGUGGGCGACAGCCUGCUUGAGCCGUUUUGGCCCAUGGGCACAGGCUGUGCCCGAGGCUUCCUGGCAGCCUUUGACACGGCAUGGAUGGUGAAAAGCUGGGACCAGGGCACCCCUCCCCUGGAGCUGCUGGCCGAAAGAGAAAGUCUCUAUCGGCUGUUACCUCAGACUACCCCAGAGAACAUCAACAAGAACUUUGAGCAGUACACGUUGGACCCAGGGACACGGUACCCAAAUCUCAACUCUAACUGUGUCAGGCCCCAUCAGGUGAAGCAUUUAUACAUCACUAAGGAGCUGGACCAGUGGCCUCUCGAGAGGCUGGGCUCAGUGAGGAGAUCCGUGGGCCUCUCCAGGAGGGAGUCCGACAUCCGGCCCAGCAAGCUCUUAACCUGGUGUCAGCAGCAAACCGAGGGCUACCAGCACGUCAAUGUCACCGACCUGACCACAUCCUGGCGCAGCGGCCUGGCCCUGUGUGCCAUCAUCCACCGCUUCCGGCCUGAGCUGAUCAACUUUGACUCUCUGAAUGAAGACGAUGCCGUGGAGAACAACCAGCUGGCAUUUGAUGUGGCUGAGCGUGAGUUUGGUAUCCCCCCGGUGACCACAGGCAAGGAGAUGGCAUCAGCCCAGGAGCCCGACAAGCUCAGCAUGGUCAUGUACCUCUCCAAGUUCUACGAGCUCUUCCGGGGCACCCCGCUGAGGCCUGUGGAUUCUUGGGGCAAAAACUAUGGAGAAAAUGCUGACCUCAGCUUGGCCAAAUCCUUCAUUUCUCACAACUAUCUCAACCUCACGUUUCCGAGGAAGAGGACCCCGCGAGUGGACGUCCAAACUGAAGAGAGCGACAUGAACAAACGGAGGCGGAGAGGCUUCAACAACCUGGAUGAGCCUUCAACCUUUUCCAGCCGGAGCCUGCACUCCAGUCAAGAGUGCGGCAGCAAUAAAGAAGGUGGAAAUCAGAACAAAGUCAAGUCCAUGGCAAGUCAGCUGCUGGCCAAGUUUGAGGAGAACUCUCGGAACCCCUCGCUCGUGAAGCAGGAAUGCCGCAUCUCAGGGAUAGGUAAGCCUGUCCCGCGCUCUUCCUCUGACCCACCUGUUAACUCUCGCUGCCCCCCGCCGGAGGAGCCCACACCCGGCCCAUCACCUCCUCUGAAAAGGCAGUUCCCCUCGGUGGUUGUGACGGGGCACGUGCUCCGAGAGCUAAAGCAAGUGUCUGCUGAUUGCGAGUGCCCGAGCAGACCCUGGAGAGCCAGAGCCAAGUCUGACCUGCAGCUGGGUGGGCCAGGAAGCUCUCCUGCUCUGCCCCCUGCCUGCCAGGGAGCGCUGGCCCUUUCCGGGGUGCUGCGGCGGCUGCAGCAAGUGGAGGACAGGAUUCUCCAGAAGAGGGCUCAGAACUUGGCCAACAGGGAAUUUCACAAAAAGAACAUUAAGGAGAAGGCGGCUCACCUCGCCUCCAUGUUUGGACAUGGGGAUUUCCCACAGAAUAAACUACUUUCUAAAGAUCUGUCUCCCGAGCACACUCCAGCUUCUCCCUCCUGCCUUCCAUCUCCUGAUCCUGCUGCUACUUCCUCUCCAUCGACUGUUGACUCUGUUUCUCCUGCCAGAAAGGCAAAGAAGUCACCUUCAGGUUUCCAUUUCCAUCCCAGCCACUUAAGAACAGUGCGGCCUCAGCUGACGGUAGGGAAAGUGUCCAGUGGAAUAGGGGCCGCGGCUGAAGUCCUGAUCAAUUUGUACAUGAAUGAUCACAGACCUAAGACCCAGGCCACCUCUCCAGACCUGGAGUCUAUGCGGAAGGUGUUUCCCCUGAACCUGGGCGGCAGCGACACCUGCCACUUCUGUAAGAAGCGCGUGUAUGUGAUGGAGAGGCUGAGCGCAGAGGGCCACUUCUUCCACCGCGAGUGUUUCCGCUGCAGUGUCUGUGCCUCCACCUUGCGCCUGGCCGCCUACACCUUCGACAGCGACGAAGGCAAGUUUUUCUGCAAGUCUCAUUUCAUUCACUGUAAAGCCAACAGUCAGCAGAGGAAGAGACGGGCAGAGUUGAAGCAGCAAAGAGAGGAGGAGGGAACGUGGAGAGAGCAAGAGGCCCCUCGGCGGGACACUCCUGUGGAAAGUUCUUGCGCGGCCGCUGCCAUUGGCACGCCUGAAGGCAGCCCUCCAGUUCGUUUCAGCCUUCCAGUGCUACACCCACUUCUUGGCUGA